AUGUAUUGUGAGGGUAAUUUAAAAAGUCCAUAUGUUGCAUUGUUAGAUGCAGAUAUUGGAAUACCAUCACCCUAUGAAUAUAUGAAACCACUGAUACGAUCACUCUCUAAACAAAAUAUUAGAGCAUGUGUUUUAGAGAGAGGUGGAUAUGGAUUUAGUGAUACAGGACCAUUACCACGUGAUGGUAAUCAUACAUUGAAUGAAAUUGUUUCAACCAUUUAUGAAAGUAGAAUGAGAACACCAUUUUUAUAUAUUGCACAUUCAAGUGCAUCAUUUACAGCACGUGCAUUAGCAUCUGAAUAUCCAGAAUUAUUAAGUGGAAUGAUAUUAUUACAUCCAUCACAUGAAGAUCAAGAAUUAAUUUUACUAAAACAAGUUAAAAAUUUAACAGAUAAUGAUAUUCAAUUGAGAAAAGAUACACGUGAUUAUAUUGAUGAUGUUAUUAGAUAUGUUAAUCCAAUUGCAUUACCACGUUUAUUUAAAUAUUUUCAUUUUGAAUUUUUAUUAGAAUAUGAAGAUCCCUAUGAAUUAUAUUAUAUGAAUGGAUGGAAAUCUUAUUUUGAUCAUAUUUUAAAUUUAACUAAUACUUCUAUUAAUAGAAAAGUUAUUUUUCAAAAUAAGUAUACUGGUUGUGUUUGGAGUGAAUUAAAACAUUUUCAAUCUGAUACUGCUGAAUCAAUUAAAUAUUUAAGAUUUAAAUCAUCUAUUAAUCAAAAUAAUAAUACUACUAGUAGUAGUAGUGGUAAUAGUGGUGGUAAUACUGCUGGUAAUAUGAUUAUCAAUAAUCAAUCCAAUUCAACUCUAGUUAAUAAUGAUGACGAUGAUGAUGAUGAUGAAUCAUAUAAGAAAAUACCAACCAUUAUUUUAACAGCUAAAAAUUUAAUAGAUGGUAAUUGUGAAAGUAAUCAUUUUACAGAGGGUAGUAAUAUGUGUAAUAAUUUCAACAUGUGGAAGGAAGGUAGAGGACAAGCUAUUAAAAAAUUACAUUCUGAUUUGGCUUCUUUUUAUAAUGCUAAAUGGGAUUUAAUUGAAAGUUCAUACGAUUUACCAAUUGAUGUUCCAGAUGUUAUUGCAAAAUAUGCAAAAAAUUUAUUUUUAAAAAUUAUUAAAAAUUAA
This is a messenger RNA of Naegleria gruberi, 1116 nucleotides long. RefSeq lists its product as uncharacterized. The transcript has a single exon. The record is from RefSeq and is a predicted model, not a curated record. Lineage: Eukaryota; Heterolobosea; Eutetramitea; Acrasida; Naegleriidae. Bases 1 to 1116 code for a protein of 371 amino acids.